Branchiostoma floridae (Florida lancelet) is the source of this 910-nucleotide messenger RNA. RefSeq names its product DNA-directed RNA polymerases I, II, and III subunit RPABC5. The transcript is spliced from 3 exons. The coding region runs from base 48 to 392 and encodes 114 amino acids. The record is from RefSeq and is a predicted model, not a curated record. Gene Ontology annotation, molecular function: DNA binding; zinc ion binding; DNA-directed RNA polymerase activity. Lineage: Eukaryota; Metazoa; Chordata; Leptocardii; Amphioxiformes; Branchiostomatidae. Gene Ontology annotation, biological process: tRNA transcription by RNA polymerase III; transcription by RNA polymerase II; transcription by RNA polymerase I. Gene Ontology annotation, cellular component: RNA polymerase II, core complex; RNA polymerase I complex; RNA polymerase III complex.
AUGGCAUAUGCCGGAUUGCGCAAUCGUAUAUGCCUUAAAUUCCCGGCAUGCAUUUCGGUACUACUCCCAGGAGAGAGAGAGAGAGAGCAAGCGUGGGCUCGACUGUGUGGAACACGUUUUGGUCAGAUUUUGCCGCCCUCUUCCCACAAACAAACACUUUAGUUUCGCCAUUACCCGAGUCGGAGAUGAUCAUCCCAAUCCGCUGCUUCACCUGUGGGAAGGUGAUCGGGAACAAGUGGGAGUGGUACCUGGGCCUUCUACAGGCUGACUACACAGAAGGUGAUGCCUUGGAUGCCCUUGGACUGAAGAGAUACUGCUGUAGACGGAUGUUGCUGUCACAUGUGGACCUCAUUGAGAAGUUACUCAACUAUGCGCCACUGGAGAAGGCGUGAGAGACGAUGCAUGUAUUGAGACAACAAAAAAAAAGAAUCAUGUACAUCUAGGAUUAAAAAAAUCUGUACAUACUAACAUGUGAGCCAUAGUUCGGCAGCUCAACAGUAGACUAGAAGCAUUUACUAGUACACCUAACAGGAUUUGAACUGUCUGUUUUUGUUCUUGUUGAUGACACAACGAGCCCAGAUGUUGGCAUUGAAGCAAACAUUUGCAUGUUUCUUUGGUUGAGAAAUGGGCAUCAACAUAAUCAAGGUCCUUAUGUCUACUUUUGAAAAGUUAACGUUUAUUUCUGUGUCCAACAGAGCAUGGUAAAAACUCAUUGUAACAGACAAUACUGGGCUUUGCACCACAGGAAUAAUGCCAGCUCUGUAUUAUACUCCAAAAAUUGAUAUGCUACAUCAAUGUAGACUGUAUGGACACUAUGGUAAUGCUAUUAGAGGGCUUUAGUUACACAGUACUUGUUAUUGUAAAUACAAUAUUUGGUUUAAUAAAUACACUUUUCACAAAAUAGUGCCAG